Messenger RNA from Aplosporella prunicola CBS 121167, 1383 nucleotides. RefSeq lists its product as uncharacterized. Gene Ontology annotation, cellular component: kinetochore; mitotic checkpoint complex; bub1-bub3 complex. Gene Ontology annotation, biological process: mitotic spindle assembly checkpoint signaling. Gene Ontology annotation, molecular function: ubiquitin binding. The record is from RefSeq and is a predicted model, not a curated record. Lineage: Eukaryota; Fungi; Ascomycota; Dothideomycetes; Botryosphaeriales; Aplosporellaceae. The transcript is spliced from 3 exons. The coding region runs from base 54 to 1103 and encodes 349 amino acids.
ACUCCACCUCUACUCUGCAAGCUUUCAUUUUCGCUGCGCAACCCCUCCAAAACAUGAGCUCCAAUCAGUUCGAGCUCGCGCAACCGCCCAGCGACGCCGUCUCUGCCGUCAAGUUUGCGCCGGAUAGCUCCACGCGGUUGCUCGUCUCCUCCUGGGACAAGCAUGUCUACCUCUACGAUACACAUUCACAGCCUGGUGGGGAGCUGAUUCGCAAGGUUGAGCAUCGUGCGCCUGUAUUGGAUGUCUGCUUCGGCAAGGAUGACAACGAGGCCUUCAGCGCCGGGUUGGAUUGGGACGUCAAGAGGAUUGACCUUGAAACCGGUGAAAGCUCAGUUCUGAGUUCUCAUGAUGCGGGAGUCAAGUCCGUCGUCUACGACCCCAACCACAAACUCCUUGUUUCUGCCUCGUGGGAUUCUACGCUCCAUAUCCACUUUCCCGAAGACCCCACGCACCCUUUCAGUAUUAUCGACCUCCCAAACAAGCCGUUCUCCAUGUCCGUCUCGAACAGCAAGCUCGUCGUCGCCAUGGCUAACCGCACCGUGUACAUUUACGAGCUUCAAGCAUUGUCAUUGAUGGCGUCGCAGGCCACAGAUGAACCUCCCAACAACAAACUCACUCUUGAGCCUUGGCAGAGGCGCGAGAGUUCGCUCAAGUUCAUGACUCGUGCUGUUGCAUGCAUGCCCAAUGAUGACGGGUAUGCCAGUAGCAGCAUUGAGGGCCGUGUAGCCGUCGAAUGGUUUGACCCCUCACAGGAAUCACAGGCACGCAAGUAUGCUUUUAAGUGUCACCGCCAAGUCAUGGAAGGGGUCGAUACUGUUUACCCUGUCAACGCGCUUGCUUUCCACCCACCAUUUGGCACCUUUGCUUCUGGCGGCGGGGAUGGCGUCGUCGCAUUAUGGGAUGGUACUGCGAAGAGGAGGAUAAGACAAUAUCAAAGAUAUUCGACAAGUGUGGCAGCUCUGUCCUUCUCCAAGGAUGGAAAAUACUUGGCUGUGGGCAUCAGCCCGGGAUUCGAGGAUGGCCAGGAGGACAUGCCAGAGGGCGCUGUCAAGGUUUUUGUAAGGGAAUUGAGCGAGACUGAAGCUAAGGGCAAGAGCAAGUAAACUGUUUUAAGGCCAUGGAUUACCUAGGGAGUAAGGAGUUGGCGAAAAGGUCCUUGGCGGCAUACCCAUCCACAUAUUAUGGCCUAAGGACUAGUUCGCACGGGUCUUACAUGUUUUACGGUUGUAUUUGCCGAAUAGACUACCGGCAUAUAUAGCUUAAGAAGUGUAAUGGCCUUUGGGUUGUUUGCUUACUAUCGGACGUCUCGCUGUUAUCGGGAUGAUGGAAGAGCUAGUACUUUCUAAGUAGGUUCACGCGGGCAACCUAGCUAUCUUUCCCCAC